This is a messenger RNA of Momordica charantia (bitter melon), 650 nucleotides long. RefSeq names its product protein RSI-1. The record is from RefSeq and is a predicted model, not a curated record. Lineage: Eukaryota; Viridiplantae; Streptophyta; Magnoliopsida; Cucurbitales; Cucurbitaceae.
GCCUUUGACAACGCUACACUAUAAAAUCCCAAUUCUCUCUCUAUAAAUAAUCACUCACAAAUAACACUAAAACCUGCAACCAAAAUUCAAAUUAUAACUUCAAAAUGGCACCACCUCGUCCCUAUAUCUCCUUCUUCAUUCUCUUUUUUCUCACCCUCUCUCUGCAUUUGGCUGAGGCUGCUUCAAACUUUGGCCCUUCAGAUUGCAAGCCGAGGUGCAGUUACCGAUGCUCGGCGACAUCGCACAAGAAGCCAUGCAUGUUCUUCUGCCAAAAGUGUUGUGCAAAAUGCCUGUGUGUGCCUCCAGGCACCUAUGGGAACAAGCAAGUUUGCCCUUGCUACAAUAACUGGAAGACUCAGCAAGGAGGUCCCAAAUGCCCUUGAAAUUCUCUGCCAUCACAUAGAUCUAAGGAUUCUUAGAGGGAAGAAGACAAAAAACUAGAGAUUUCUCAUAUGUUCAAUAUUAACUUUUGCAUCUCUUAAGAGGAUUAAAUAUAUGUUUGGUUCUUGAUUUUAGCUUACCUUGUGUGGUUGAUAAAUGGUGAUAUUCCCAUUAUUAAGUUAUGAUAAAAGAAACGGAGAAAUUAGAUCAUUUCAGAGCUUGUUUGUUAAGGACUCGUUUUGUAACGUUCUCGUUUUUUGUUUCUCGUU